CUGUAUUUUUUAUCAUAUUUUGUAGUAUUUCCCACAGCGCCUGAAGGCAGCAUCAGGUUGGUUUCUAUAGCAACGCCUGACAACAGGAGGAAGAUGGUUUACAUCACAGAGGACAUGGUUCGCCGGCGGGCUGAGCACAACGAGUGUGAGAUCUUCUCCCUGGAGGAAGUUUCUCUGCAUCAGCAGGACAUCGAGAGGAUCGAGCACAUCGACAGGUGGUGCAGGGACCUGAGGAUCCUCUACCUGCAGAACAACCUGAUCCCCAGGAUAGAGAAUCUCGGUCACCUGAAGAAGCUGGAGUAUUUGAAUCUGGCCUUGAACAACAUUGAAGUCAUUGAAAACCUUGAAGGCUGCGAGAGCCUCCAGAAGUUGGAUCUGACGGUGAACUUUGUCGGCCGUCUGAGCAGCGUGGAGUCUCUGAAACACAACGUCCACCUCAGGGAGCUGUUUCUGGUGGGAAACCCCUGCACUGAGUUUGAAGGCUACAGGCAGUAUGUGGUGGCGUCUCUGCCUCAGCUCAAGUGUCUGGACGGGACGGAGAUCAGCCGGUCGGAGAGGAUUCGAGCCCUUCAGGGCCUGGAGGAGGUGAGGAGGGGAGUCCGGCAGCGGGAGCAGGAAUACCUGAGGAGGAGAGCUGCGGAGAAAGAGGAGGCGCAAAGGAAGGCGGCAGCGGAGGAGGAGAGAGGAGACAAGGAGGGGAAACCGGACUUCGAAGGUCGCUGGUACACUGACAUCAACAACACAGUUCCAGGGUCGAUGGAGAAUAAGGAGAACCAGGAGGUGGAGGAGAACAUGGACUCGGAUGAGGAGCGACGGGAGAGGGAGUUCUGGCACACUCCGUGUUCAUUCACCCCCGAAUCUCGUCUGGAGGCUCACCGCCACCUGGAGGAGAAGAGGAAGGCCAAAGAGAAGCAGAGAGAGAAGAAGCCGAAGCCGCCGAGGACUCUGAUAACUGCUGAUGGACGAGUCAUGAAUGUCAACGAACCCAAGCUCGACUUCUGUCUGACUGAAGAUGAUGAAAACAACAGGAUUGUCUUAGACCUGGCGGUGUACAGACACAUGGACACCUCCCUGAUAGACAUCGAUGUUCAGCCGACGUACGCCAGAGUGAGCGUCAAAGGGAAGAUAUUUCAGAUGGUCCUGCCUGCUGAAGUGAAGCCGGACAGCUCGACAGCACAGAGGUCCCAAACCACCGGACACCUGGUCCUCACCAUGCCCAGAGCUGAAGGUGAAAUCAAAGUGACAAAGACCAUCCCACGUCCACCCAGAGCAUGUCAAAACAGACGCAGCAGCCCGCCUGAGGACAAUAAAAGAAAAAAUACCGUUCCCGAAAGGCUGGAAGUGGACCCUAGCAAGCACACGGCCGUCGACCUCGCCAACAUCGUGUCACGUCAGAGCGCCAAAGAAGGUCCGCUGGAAACAUCUAGAGUCUCUCCAACGACUCACAGCAGCUGCUCUGAAGGCUUCGUGGACGAUCCUGAUGUCCCCCCACUCAUAUAAGACUAAAAAAACCAACGAGACAGACAAGCCUCGUCCCUGAAGGUUUAACCCUAUAAUCCUUCAGGUACACAUUGCUGACAAAGCUUUCAAUUGUUGUGUUAAAAAAACUAAUUUGUCGUUAAAGACUUUAUGGGAGUAAAUGCGUGGUCAGAGCCCCUGAUUCAGUCUAAACUGAGCAGGAUCGCUAUGAAAAUACUGUAGAAAUGUGAGUCUUUGAGAGUUGUUUGAACCUUUAAAUGACUUUGUGUUUCCUACUAAAAGACGUAAAUAAACCUACAAGCCACUGAUGACAUUUAUAAGCAUUAAACUUCAGCAAAAUUUCUCAUCAACUUGUUUAUUUUUCAGCUCUUGAAAAUAUUGGAAACUUCACACAAAGAAACAGUAAAAAUACUGACGUUAAAUCCUGA
Thunnus maccoyii (southern bluefin tuna) is the source of this 1907-nucleotide messenger RNA. RefSeq names its product dynein axonemal assembly factor 11 (gene dnaaf11). The transcript has 13 exons. The record is from RefSeq and is a predicted model, not a curated record. NCBI's taxonomy places the organism in Eukaryota, Metazoa, Chordata, Actinopteri, Scombriformes, Scombridae. Bases 94 to 1500 code for a protein of 468 amino acids. Gene Ontology annotation, cellular component: cytoplasm. Gene Ontology annotation, molecular function: protein binding. Gene Ontology annotation, biological process: outer dynein arm assembly.